AAUGUGAAGCCAACUUCCUUCUGUGAGUAUUUGUUGGUGAGAUUAGCGUGACUCUGGUUAAAUAUCGCUGCUCCUCAGAUAUGUGGACAAUAAGCUGAUUUAACUCUUCGUCCAUAAAAACAUGGACCCACAGACAACUGCUAAUGUUGAAAAUAGUCAAUGUUGGUUGUGAUCGUCACUUUGAAUGAAGAUCCUGACGUUAGCAUCGCUUAGAACUGUGCUAAGCUACAUAAGGUGAAGUACACUGUUGAUCGCUUCUGGUGAAGGACUUGUAUUUUCUCAGGCUGAAUCAAACGGGUCUUUCUGAAGGUUUGUUGGGGUUCUAACAUGUCAGCCCAGGUUUAAAUCAUCUGCAGUCACAGCAGCUCACUGACGGCCACAGACAUCCAGUGUAGCAUUCACUCCAGGCUCAGACACCCAGCAGCACCGACCAUGUCAACACAACCCUGGGCCGGUGCUCCCGGCUGCUGCGCUCCCAGCUCGGAGGACUUUCCACCGGCUCCCCGGGGUGUCGUCAGCCCCCCGAGCCUGGAGAAACUGUCCUGCGCUUCUUUUCUGAGCGCGGGUCAAGUGAUGCAGCCGGAGCCCAUCUCCUAUGUGACCCUCCAGGAGCAGCGGUGCGUCCUGAGCUGGUUCCAGGGAUGGACCACCACCCAGAAGGAGCGGUUCUUGCAGGACCUGCUCGGUAAGGCUGUGCCCGGGAAGGUGUGCACCCUCCUGGAUUCGCUCAGUACUCUUCAGGUUAACGACAAACUACCAAACAUCUUUGAAUGCCAGCUGCGCCUGUGGACACAGUGGUUCGAGUCUUGGGGAGAAGAGGAGAGGAAUCACUUCCUGCACAUUCUGGAGGAAAGAGAUCCAGUGUUUGUUUCCCACUUUUACAGCAGUGUAGCUGGUACAGCAGGAAGAGACUGAGCGAUGUCCACACUGUGACAGAAAUCAAGUGAAUGUUGAAAAACAAAACGUGUUACAGAAGUGACGUGUGGUGGGCAGAGUGUAUUAAAUCUGAGCUAUUUUGAUUUUCUUUUCCAAACAAAUGUUGGAUUAGACUUAUUUUUGAAGGUAAACCAUUUCAUAUAAGGAUCAGGAAUUAUAAUUCAAAGCAGUUCAUAUUUCGUCAGAACAUAUUUUACUUGCACACCGAAAAUUGUUUAUUCAUUUCAGAUGUAAGAACAUUACAUUUACAAUUGUACAAUAUUUUUCCUGUACCAAUUGAUUGACAUGGACAAGAGACCGAACCUUUUCUUUUUUACACAUAAGAUUAAAUAAGUUGCAUUGUUGUA
Messenger RNA from Hippoglossus stenolepis (Pacific halibut), 1283 nucleotides. It is a transcript of the gene c11h14orf119, whose product is annotated as chromosome 11 C14orf119 homolog. Lineage: Eukaryota; Metazoa; Chordata; Actinopteri; Pleuronectiformes; Pleuronectidae. The record is from RefSeq and is a predicted model, not a curated record. The transcript has 2 exons. Bases 433 to 915 code for a protein of 160 amino acids.